This is a messenger RNA of Serpula lacrymans var. lacrymans S7.9, 489 nucleotides long. RefSeq lists its product as uncharacterized. The record is from RefSeq and is a predicted model, not a curated record. Lineage: Eukaryota; Fungi; Basidiomycota; Agaricomycetes; Boletales; Serpulaceae. Bases 102 to 368 code for a protein of 88 amino acids. The transcript has 2 exons.
AGGGACUCGAUCAUCCAGAGGAGUGUCAAGUUCUUGUAAUCUUCAAAAGCGAAAUCAAUCGUGUGAUAUCGACCGAGACAGUGACCUUGAGACACGUCAGGAUGCUUUUGGAUGGCCAGGGAGCGAACGAAUGUAGCCUGAUAAUAUUGUUCGCGAAACUGCAGCCUGAAACUGAUAGGCUAGUAAGAUUUUCGAAGGAAAAAAGCUUUACGCUUGACGGUUGGGAGGUUCCUCCGCUACAAUUGUCGAGUGUUAACGAUUUUAAAGCCAAUAAGGAGCCUUCGGUUUUAGAUAUAACGCAGUCCCUCAAUUGCAAUACCUCGAUGGGCACUUUUUCCAGCGCGGUGCUUACCGUGCUGUCGAUGUGAAUGUCGGAUAAAGAGAGCUCGUGGAGGUUCGAGUAAUGAUGUAGAGAUGCAAUGAAAGCCCUGCGAGCACCGUCGUAAGCCCUUUCGAAUUGUUGGAUAAAUAUAAUUUCGGAGUAGUCAU